Physcomitrium patens is the source of this 6417-nucleotide messenger RNA. The record is from RefSeq and is a predicted model, not a curated record. NCBI's taxonomy places the organism in Eukaryota, Viridiplantae, Streptophyta, Bryopsida, Funariales, Funariaceae.
CCCGCUUUGCCUGUCGUCCUGUUCGUUGUGUGUCACACAAAAGAUCCUAAACAUUCCCAAAUUGGUUAUAUUCUAAAAAUAAUAUUACAUUUAUCCUUUUUCAUUCACCAGGUAAGCUUUCCAUUCAUUUCCGCAUACAUGGAGAUCAACUGCGAAAUUCAGCCCGUAAGGUUCAAACAAUUGAUUUUGAACCUGUUUUUCAUGCGCUUGGUGGUAUGAUUUAGUCACCUGAAUUCCAAUUGAGGUUCGACAAUGACAGGCUCACUCCUGUUUUUGUUGUAUUUUUCUUCAUUCGAUGGACGUUGUAGGUGGUGAAGGGUUCGAAUUAGAGGGGAGGUGGUACAAUUGAAGAUCAGUGGGAGUCAUUCGGUCUCACCAUGUGGAGCUUCCUUACGAGUGUCAUUUAGGGUUUUGAGCGUAGUUUCACUUGAAGAAACCGUUUUAUGGACUCAUCUGAACGAGUCUUGAUGAUAAAGCACUUGUUUCAAUUAAUCGUAUCUUGAAUUUUUCAUUAUGUUUUCUGCUGGAGGGGGUGGGGGUCGAUCUCCCGCAUUGUGAAUGAGCAAAUGUUUGACGUCUUCAGCAAUCUAUCUCUAAUGAAUCAGAGCAGUUCCCCUCAUCAGAAUUGCUAUAAAUGAGGAGUUCGUAAUCGUUCUAUUUCGAUUUUUUACAUCUCUCUCUCUCUCUCUCUCUCUCUCUCUCUCUCUCUCUUCUUAUUUUAUUUUAUUUAUUUCUUCAGCCGAUCUUAAUUUUUAACAGAGGGUGUUUAUACUUUCUGAUAUCAAUAUUUUCAGCCACGAUAUUUUUUUUAUGAUUUUGUUCUCUUUAUGGUUCUUGGCGUAGACUGCAGUAAAAUUUAAAUGGUGGUGUGCUUCCUUUUGGCGGAAGAGUCGCUACAAUGAUGAUACUCCUCGAAAGUGUCAUCCUCUUAGCGAUUGUCAUUAACAGUCAAAAGGAUUCAUUCAGUCCAUGCGGGGAGAGACGAGGAAUAUAUCUAUCAUGGAUUAUUUGCUUACAUAUCUGGAAACUUAUGCAGGGCCUCAUCCAUGUGGAAGUUGAACCUGUAAAACAUGUGGUAUUAUAAAUCACUCAGUUCACGUGAACUGAAAAAGAAGAACUUGUGGUGCUGACAAACAAACAGGACUCAAGGCUCCGCCACAACUCUUCAUCACCAGCAGCUGAUCAGGUUUGUGAAGUUGUUGCAGGUUAGGGGACCUGUGUGAAGUAUAAGCCUCUUGAUUUAUUUGUGCCGUGAGGUUUGAAGUUGACCUUCUUCAGUUCUGGCUACACUACCGAGACCUGAGAUUGAGUGUAGGUGAAAUUACCUCGGGAUAGAGGUAUAGUAAAGCGCGGAGUUAGGAAUGCCAUUUUUCAUAUUCCUUACUGUAUUCCAGGAAUAAUGAAAUUGUGUGCUUCUCUAGUGAGUAUACGCCGAGCAUUGGCCCGUUGCAAGGUCUGGUAAACGUACUCCAGAGUACCCAGAAUCUCGUACGUCAACUGGUUUAAUAGGCUUGCUAUUCCUAGGUAGGAUAAGGUUUCGAUUCAGAAGUUAGCAGAGGGUCCUCUCUAUCAUCUUCUCUGAUACGUUAGUGUGCUAGACCUACUGGUCAAAUAUGAUCGUCGAGUUGCAGGGGUCAAUGGAACUGAAUUUUUACCAGUUUGUUGAGACUUGAUGUUAAUUUCUUGUCUGGCGAAUGUGGAGUUCUUGAUCGUUGUGUGAUCCUUGGCUUUGGAUGUGUUGAAGUGGCAUUUCUUGACAGGGUGAUUAGUGGAUGUCGUAGCAUAUGGCAUCUUUGAUUCUGGUAUGAAAAGAAUUGGAUGCAGUCAGUAUUUUUGUAGUUGAUUUGAAAUUUCAUAGAAAUUGUUAAGCAUAAUUGAUGUAGUGUUGAUUUCAUCAUACUUUCCCACUUGAGAAUUUUCUUUCAGCAUCAAUCUACCUCACGUCCUUUUUGGUUGAUUUAGAUUCUCUUUGAAAUGUUUACGUAGAAAAUAAGAUGUGUAUUUGAAUUUUUUUUCCCUUGUGAAGAUGGGCAGAUGGUAUGAGAUUGGCAUGUGAAUAUUGAGAUUCUACGAGAUAUUGUAUUGGCCUAGUUGUCAACCAUCACGAGGAUGUCCAUCAUCAUGUUAUAUCACAAAUGGAAACUUUAGAUUAGCCUUCUUGCUAUUAUUGAGCUUGAGUUGAUUCGGAUUAGGUGGUGAAUUUGACUCUCAAUCCUUUCAAGCGUAUGAGGAAAGACCAUGGCCGUGAAGAACACACCUUGAUGCAAGCACAGGAUUCAACAUGUUUACUGGACAACGUUCCUUGUCGAACAAUAACGAAGUAGCGUCAAGUACAUCUUUACAAACAAACAACAUGCAAGGAGCUGUUCGAGGAGACGGGAACGGAGAAAGGACUUGGAGUAAUGUACCUUCCGCCACGGAUUUCAAUAUCUAUAACAAUAUUCGAAAUUCCUUGGCUACUGAUGAGUAUGCUUCUCUUGGAAUUCCGUUGAAUCGAGAGGGGAAUUAUGUACCUGCGGGCGAUAUCACCACACACAGGCAAACGUCUGGAAGAUUCCCCCUGGAUCCUUUACUCAUCCCUCGAGCAAGUCCAAUGUCCUCCCAAGCAAAUUCUUUGGUUUUUGAAGGAAAUGUUCCUGUCGCAGCUAGAAGUCGGUCCUCAAUGCUCUGGGCGCCUACGAAUAAUCAAACGCGAAUGGCUAACUCGUUUACUCCCACAUCUAUUGGUCCUUCUUCAUUGGUUACGUGGAGGCGAGCAUCCGCGCCCUCCCCGUCAAAUCACAACAAUUUAUCACGAAUGGGGAAUUUGCAGCCCCGCAUACCAGCCUCUACUAAAACAAGCCCUUGGCAUGGUAGGAGUUUGAUUGAUUCAUCUGUUUCGAAUCCUCGAGCGCCACCAACUUCAUCCGAUCAACAUUCGAUCAGUUCUUUCCGACACGGUGCCUACGGAAGUUCAUCACAUCAAGCACCAAUAUGGCCGGAAGGAUCUUCCAACGGAUCCCUGCUUGAUAGUUCGAUUGCAAGAUCUGCUACCCACAGGAAUAACAGCUUUGGCGCCGAUUCUGAACAGAUGAUGCACUCCCCGAUGCGCGCACCAAAUCCACUGAGUCGUAGAAACACAUUUCCCAACCAUUUUGCAGAUGUCCCAGAGGCGAUGCAUAAUAUAGCAGCUGUAUAUCGGUCAAGGAGUGUACCUCCCAGUCCAGGGAUGCAGUUGCCAUCUACGCCGGGGUUUGGCAAAAUGGAGCAGGCGACAUCUUCUCCCAUAACAUUUGGACGCUUAGAAUCAAACUAUGCAAGACGAGGCAACUUUGUUGGAGAUGCAGGAAGUUUUGGAGCGGAAUCUACAGGUGUUCCUGGCUCAGGGGUACUGGAGGAUGCCAUUAGAGCGCAGAACUUGGAGCGAGUGCUAGCGAUUCUAGAACAGGGUUUCAGUCCUAAUGGUGAGCGAGGCUCUUCAGAGACUCCGCCAUUGUUAUUAGCGGUUGGUACGGGCAGUGAGACACUUGUGAAGUUGCUCCUUGAAGCUGGGGCUAACGUCAAUGCUUGUGACGGUCGACAAUACACUGCUCUGCAUUAUGCCGUAGCCUCAGGAAACCGGGGCAUUGUGAAUAUCCUGCUCUAUGCUGGUGCAAACAUAUACGCAAAAUCGGAUAGUGAUCUUUUGCCUGUUCAGUUGGCUACCGACCCAGCAAUUAGUGAGCAUUUGGGUGCACGAAUGAAAUCGGAUAUAGAAGGUCGAAUGAGUCCAAGACCAACUUUGGCACACUCAAGCAUCCAUAUGCCUGAUCUGUAUCAGUGGAGAAAGAACUCACUGUUUUCGAAUAACAGAUCUACGAGCUUUUCAGAAGCUGGAGAGUUUGAUAGGUCAAUGCGGGAAGGUCACGAAAGAAAUAUGACUUCAGGGAUGGACGUAAAUACAGGUAGUUCCCAAGAUCAUGAGGUAGCGGGCACUAUCCAAGGUUAUAGAGAAGAUGCUAGCAUACAGCCAGAGAAAUGGGGAGCCAAUAGGCAAAUUUCUCAGAAUACUGCUGGCCAAGCUGUUGGAUCCAGUCCGAUGGACUGGGAAAUUGUAAGAAAUCCAUCAUUUGAGGUUUUUCGUCAAGGAUUAGUUCACAGGGCUUUUUCCAAUCAGAGCUCAAACAUCACUUCAAAUGAAAAUAGUAUCUACUCACCCAACAAAGGGAUGGAUACAUGGAUGCAGGAUGGAACCUCUUCCUUCAAAGGCUCACUCACGAGGUCAUUGCCUGAACGGGUUUUGCACGAAAGGUUACCUCUUCAACGGGUACCAAGUAUUAAAGCUGCUCCAAAGCAUAAUUUGAAUGCACCUCAGGAGGAGUUGCUACGCCAAAGCAUCGAUCCUACUGAACAGGCAACUUACUCAGAUGUAAAAAGUACAGCUGCGAUUAAUUCUGAAGAGGCCGAAUCUGAUCCUUCAGAUAGAAACUCUUCCCGAGGAUUUGAGGAUAACAAGAUUAACGGAGUCAAUGAGGAAGUGGAUUCUGGAUUGAGUAGUUCUCAAGAGCGUACUGCCGAGAUGCGAAAGAGAUUUGCACGUGCUUGUGAUAGUAUGGCUCCUUCUAUGAUGGAGAAGUUCAGAGCAGCAGCCUUACCUGGGCACAAACUCGAAGUUCAUGAGAAUGAGGAAUACCUCUCUGAAAAGUCAUCAGGAACCCCACAAGCACCUGAAACUCCGCGGCAAGAAGAAAAACCUGAAACGCGUGUCCUUGACAACCCCCAAAGAGCCUCUAGCAUACCCAAUGAGAAGGCAGAUUCUGCGGAUGUUCGUCCAGCCUCUGUCUUGAAAGGAGAUGCAAGAAAGAUGAAAGAAAAGAAGAAAACAGUGACUUUUGCUGUUGCGGAACAACCUACUGAUGUAAACCUUGCUCUUAUUCGAGAGGAUUGGCAUGAAGCAGCACGAUCAGGUUGUGUGGGUUGCGGCAAACCAGGGUGUGAAGGACGAUGUAUUGCUCCGGAUAAGCAAUCAUCUGCCUCCACUAGUGAAAUUGCUUCUUGCAGCAGCAGCCAAACCGUUCCAGACAAAUUUUCAACCAAUGUGCAACCUACUCGCACAGGAUCUGUUCGCUGGACAAGAGGAGAGUUGCUUGGUGAGGGUGCAUAUGGAAAGGUUUAUGCUGGACUUAACCAAGAUACAGGUGAGCUGAUGGCUGUGAAACAGCUGAAAUUAAACAUAGCAGCUGAGGGGCAGGAAAGGCAAUUCUACUUGGCAGCAUUAGAACGCGAAAUUGCUUUAUAUAAGAUCAUGAGACACAAGCACAUUGUAGGCUAUAUUGAUAUGGAGCAAGAUACCGAGACUGGCAGUCUCUAUGUCUUCUUAGAGUAUGUCUCCGGUGGCUCCAUUCAAAGUAUGCUGGAGAGAUUCGGACGAUUCAGUGAGCCGUUGGUAAGGGUUUACACUCGACAACUGCUUCUUGGACUGGAGUACCUACAUGGAAAAAAAAUAGUACAUCGAGACAUCAAAGGUGGCAAUGUGCUUGUGGAUGCUGAUGGGGUUAUCAAAUUAGCCGAUUUUGGUGCCUCAAAGGCAUUUCAUGACCCGACACAAACUGAUGGGUUCAAGUCAAUCAGAGGGUCUGUGUUCUGGAUGGCACCGGAGGUCAUCAAAGGUGAUGGCUACGGCCGCAGAGCUGAUAUUUGGAGCGUUGGUUGCACUGUGGUUGAAAUGCUCACGGCUGAGCACCCCUGGCCAGAGAUGGACAACACAUGGACAGCCAUAUUUCACAUUGCGAAGGCAAGUAGCGGCCCCCCUAUACCAGAAGGAGUCUCCGAUGUUGUCAAAGAUUUUUUGUCACAGUGUUUUCAGCUUGAAGCAAGGAGACGGCCAACAUCAACUGAGCUUCUUCAGCACCCGUUUGUUGCGGAGAUUCCAACCCAGACAUAAUGAAUGAUUCAAAACUUGCCUUGAAGACCAAAAUGAUUAUCAGUUACAUUAUCUUGCAGAGAAUUGUGCUAACCCUCCUGGGCAUAAGGUCUAAAAAGGAACAGGAAGAAGUGGUGUUGAUCAACACAAAGAUGUGUUGCUUCGAUUAAUGUUAUGCAUCAUGAGUCCAACUUUCAAUUAAUAAGCUGUGUGGAGACGGAUGAAAACAUAGAUCUCUAUCGUUAUUCAAACACUUUGGUUCAGAGAAUGAGGAGGAAUCUAUCAAUUUAAACUUCCAUAUGCUCACCCUAGUUUCGCCACUUAGUGAUGAAGUUUCCGAACUUUUCUUUUUACCUUCUCUGCUAGUGAAAUUUGUCUACAAAAAGUUAAAAGUUACCAGAUAUAGAUUUUGCUGUGUGAAAGAGGUUUAAUCUCUACAUUCGACGACGAUCUCAAAACUGUGUUUGUCUAAUCCUCAAGGUCUAAUGUCAAGCAUCAUUCAUCUUUUUGAACCUGUUUCAAGGUUUAUCGUAAAA